This is a messenger RNA of Botrytis fragariae, 312 nucleotides long. RefSeq lists its product as uncharacterized. The coding region runs from base 1 to 312 and encodes 103 amino acids. The record is from RefSeq and is a predicted model, not a curated record. The transcript is spliced from 2 exons. Lineage: Eukaryota; Fungi; Ascomycota; Leotiomycetes; Helotiales; Sclerotiniaceae.
AUGCGUCUGGCAAAUCCAAAUGAACCCCUCGAGAGUACAGGACCCAAAAGAAUGAAUUUUAUUUGUGUAACCCUUCGAUCGGGGGGACCCACGACCACAUUUGAAGCAUUCAUAUCCUUUCAACGCAAGGAACCAGAGUGGAUUUGGGAAAGUAGAUCUGCUAUUGUGCAUGGAAAGACGGGAGAGCAAGGCGUGAUCAAAGCGUUGAGAGGUUUACCAUUUAAUCAUCGGAGACGUCCCAAACAGGAAGACAAUACCGCUCUUAGAUUCUGUUGGUAUCGUUGUAUACUAACAUGUGGUAAUACUUACUAG